Molecule: messenger RNA, 3606 nt
Organism: Tetrahymena thermophila SB210
Lineage: Eukaryota; Ciliophora; Oligohymenophorea; Hymenostomatida; Tetrahymenidae
Exons: 4
Source: RefSeq, a predicted model, not a curated record
AAGAUCUAGCAAGAAUUUUUAUCAUUAAUUAAAUAUAUAAUUUAGUUAUUUGGCAAUAAUAAAUUAAAGAGCAAUAUAUUUAUAAAUACUAAUUUGGCUAAAAAAUCUUUAGAUCUUUUCAAAUUAAUGGAUAGGAUUAGCAACAAUUUUAUGAAUUCACUAAGAAGUGAUAAGACUCCUAGUAAAAGUGGUUAAAAGAGUAAAAAUAACACUCCAUCUCCUUAUCCACAAAGAAAUCAUCUUUCUAAUAGUGGAAAUAACACGAAAAGAAGAACGUUAACAUAAAUAGGAACAUAAUCGUAAAAAGUAGGAAAUAAAACAUAAAGGUACUCCAUAAAUUAGCUAAAUAAAUCAGUGUCUCCUCAAGCCUCUUAGGCACAUUCUUUUGGAGUAGAUAAGGUAAUUUAGCAAAAAUAAAGUACAAUUGGUAAUGAUUAUAUGAAAAUAUUCAAUAUGGAUAACAUAGUAAAUGCUCAGCCUAUUCAAAAUAAGAAUUUUAAUCAGAAUUAUAAAUAAGAUUAACCUUUAUGUGAACAAAAUUUUAAUAAAAACAUUGAUGUAUCACCUAAUCAAUAUUUUUCUUCAAACACAUUUAGUAGAAAUGCAGAAUAAGAAUAAGAAAAAGGAUUUUAAAAUUAAUUGUAAUAAAAGUAGAGAACUAGCAGCAUUAGUUACACUAAUAACUUAUUUGCUUAACAGAAAAGAGAUGAAUAAAAUCCAUUCUUUAAAUAAGACGCUCCUAUAAAUAGUGCAAAUGUAUCUUCCAUUUAAUAAAAAAGUGCGACUUGUAUAUAAGAUGGUUCUCAAUUUUUUAGAAAUAAAUACUAAUAAGAAAAAUUAUUUUAAGGAGCUGAAAAAAAUAAUUAAUCUUCAAGUGAAAUGACAGUUGAGUUUGAAGCAAAUAGAAAUGAAAACAAUAAUUUUUUUGCUGCAAAUUAAAAACAAUAAAAUUCUGAAUCAAUCAUUUCAACAAAUUAAAAUAAAAAUUCUAUGUUUGAAGAAAAAUCUUAAAAUGAGUAAUCAAAUAAUAUGGCAAACAUUUUUUCAAUCAAGCCAAUGGGAUAAAAUUUUAUUUAAAAUCAAAAUACUGGAUUGAUUUUGUAAGAAAAGAGCAUUAAUCCUUAGGCUAGCUUAGAUAGCAGAUACUAAAUUAGCUAAGUAAUUUAAUAGAAAGAUCCUUUAAUAUCUUAAGUGCAUAUAAAGUAACCCUCAAACCUUAGGGAUCUGAGAUAACGUCAUAAAUAAAUGAAAUCUGAGUCAGGUGACAAAUCUUUCAGUUUACAAAGCAAUAUUCUUGAUAAAAUUAAAGAUUUUAAUGAUAAAAUGAAGAACCAAUCAAGAAAAACAUAAGAUGAAUUUAAAAGUGAGAAUUCAAAUAAAUAUCAAUAAGAAAAACCAAAAAGUAAUUCGAAAAUGUUAGCAGAUGACACUGAAAGCUAACUUUCAGCUGCAACAAUAAAUGAUGAAAAUAAAACACUAGAUGAUUCUCUCAUCUAAAACUUAGUUUCAGAUUAGAGUUAAGGAGUUAUUUAAAUGUGUUAAAAUUCGAAUAAUUGCAGCUAAUCAGAACCUCUUAAUAUACUAAAGGAAUCAAGAAUCAAAUAUUUAACAACAAAAUUAGACAUGAUCUAAGAAUCUAAUACGUCAAAAAGGAGCUUUGUAAGUGGUGCUUUCUUCUAGUCUUAGGUAGAAUAAAAAGAUAAAGAAAAUAUAUUUGGAAUUGAUAUGAAUUAAAACAGUCAAAACUAUUAGAAGAAUUUCAAUAUUUUUGGAAAUUAAAUGAAUGAUAUUUAAGCAACUAGAAAAAAUUUAUUUGGUAAAUAUGAUUACAAAGAAGAAAGUGAAAAUUUUGAAGACCAUGGUUAUUAAAAUGAGAAUCUUAAUUAAAAUAAAUAGUCUCAGUUUUUAUUUGAUAGCUCAGAUGAACAAUGUAGUGAUAAUUAAAUAAUUUAAAAAGGAAAAUUGAGUUAGAAUAACUAAUCUCAUAAAAAAAUUUAAAGUGGUCAAGACAUUAGUUUAGAAGGGAGAUAAAAUAUGACAAAUUCAAUACUUGACAAAGCUUUUAUUGGGGAUAUAACUGCAGUAUAUAGUGAAAAAAAGAGUAAUCAAUUAAUACGUGAAGAAAAAGAAGCUCUUAGCUAAGUAAUAAAUUAAAACUAAAUUCUAAACUCAAUAGAAAAUGAUAUUUUCAGUAAUAAUCAAGAUUCGAUAGGCUUUAGCUAGAAAGAUUAAUAGCUAAAACGUUUAGAUCAAAUGGGAUGCUCGGAUAUCUCACCUAUUUAGAGUUAAGUUUAAGUAAAAAGUAGUAAUUCAGGUAGCAAAAAGGAUAAUGAUUAAUUAAUUGAUGAAAUAGGUUAAGCACCAAGAAAUUCACUUUCAUUAGUUAAUGAAUUCGAAAUAUUGUAAAUUUAAAAUAUGAAUUCUUAAUCCUAAGAUAAGUAAGGGUAAAAUACUACGAUCCCUGAUAAAAAUCAAGUAUUAAUGUUAAAUUCAUAGUAUAAUGAAAACAGUCAUUUUCCUAAUUCAUAAAAUUAAAGUAAUAAAAUUGAUAGUAGUAAUAGCUAAUUAAAUGAAAAUUUACUUAAAGAUGAAAUAUAAACCCCUUUUAUAUAAUAAAAACUUAAAAAUUUUUUAGAAGACAUAGGCUAUUAUAAUGAUGAAAAAAAGAAGCAUUAAAUAAAUGAAAUAAUGUCUAAAGUUACUCUAGGUCUAGUUAUAGAUAAAGCAAACGCUUCAAAGCAAUAGUAUACAUUAGAAGAUAAAACAUCAAACUAACCAGAAAACAAAUCCCCAUAUCUAUAAGAAUACAAAAGUAACAGGAUAAGUAUAGGUUAAAAUUCUGAAUAUUUAUCUUGCUAAAGUAGGUUUAGCAAUUAAACUAUAAAUGACUUUCCUGCUAAUAGCUCACCAUAAACAAAAAAUCAUAAAAUGAUCACAUAUGAUUAAAGUGUAGUACAGAACCCUGUUUAAAUAAAAGAAGAUUUGGCAAGUGAACAUAUAACUGAUAAUAGCAAUAAGGCAGCUUAAGAUUAGGAAUAAAUAGAAAAUAAACACUUUGAGCAGCUUAAAAAAGAAGUGGAAUUUCUUUACAAAUCUUGUAAAGGAAAAGAUGAAGCUGAAAAAAAUAUUACAAGCAAAAUAUUUAAUGAUGUGCUUUAUCCUUAGUUAGGAUACAAGUCUGUAUUAGAAGCAUUUAAAGAAGCUAUUAAUAGGGCAAGGGAAAUGAAGUUUUUCACAAAACAAAAUAAAAAGGAAUUUAAUGAUUUGUUCACAUAGAUUAAUUAAGGAUAGGAUAUAUCUGAAAAUGAAAUUAACCAGAACUAAUAAACAUAAGAAAAAGAAGAUUAAAUUAAUAAUACAUAAGAUUAAAAAUCCAACAAACCUUCUUCCUCCAGAGGACUGAGAAGAAAAAUGCCUACAAGGGGAAAUAAAAAAAAAAAGGAAAGUCAAUCUCAGUUAGAAAUUAGUAAUGCAUCAUCAGAAUGUAUCAGCGAGUCAGAGAACGAGCAGAGCAAUUCUAUCGACUCAGAUAUAGAUAAUGCUAAGAAUAAAGGAAAAAGCAAAGCAAAUAAAUUAAAUAAAAACAAAAAAUUAAAAAAGAUUUGA